Messenger RNA from Pantherophis guttatus, 3193 nucleotides. RefSeq names its product follistatin like 3 (gene FSTL3). Gene Ontology annotation, biological process: regulation of BMP signaling pathway; negative regulation of activin receptor signaling pathway; cell differentiation. Gene Ontology annotation, cellular component: extracellular region. Gene Ontology annotation, molecular function: activin binding; protein binding. The record is from RefSeq and is a predicted model, not a curated record. Lineage: Eukaryota; Metazoa; Chordata; Lepidosauria; Squamata; Colubridae.
GGGGGAAAUCAUCCUCUCUUAAGGAGCAGGCAACGAGGAAGCCCACUGGAUUAUUGCAAAUGUCACAUCAUGAAAACCUAUCUUGUGCUUUCAAGUUUGCUGUACCUGGCAUCAGGAGACACUAACACAGGUGGGAUCUGCUGGUUACAGCAAGGACGGGAAGCCAAGUGCACGAUGAUUCUCCAGAUGGGGGUCACUUGGGAAGACUGUUGUGGCAACGGAAACACGGACAUGGCCUGGUCAAAUUACUCACACCCAGACAACAAGAUCGGCCUUCUUAGGAUCUUGGGCCUUGUGAGCUGCCACCCCUGCAAAGAGUCCUGCGAAGGGGUGGACUGUGGACCAGGCAAAGUUUGCAAAAUGAAGCAUAGACGCCCGCAGUGUGUCUGUGCUCCCGAUUGCUCCAACCUUCCCAGGAAGCUUCAAGUGUGCGGCUCCAAUGGUUUCACCUACCAAGAUGAAUGUGAGCUUCUCAUGGCCAAAUGCAAAGGGCAGCCUGACUUGGAGGUCAUGUACCAAGGACAAUGCAAAAAAUCUUGCUCCAGUGUGGUCUGCCCCGGAACUCACACCUGCGUGGUGGACCAGACCGGGAGUGCCCAUUGUGUGAUGUGUCGCGUUGAACCCUGUCCAGACCCCACCAGCCUAGACCACACAAUCUGUGGGAACAACAAUGUGACCUACCCUUCUACCUGCCACCUACGACGAGCCACCUGCUACUUCGGUCAAUCCAUAGGGAUCCGGCAUUAUGGAAGGUGUACAUUUGUGAAUAAAAAUGCCUUGGACACAGAUGAUGCUGAAGAGAACUACAUCUGAAAAUCUAUUUUGGGGUGAUUUGUCCAAUUCCUAACGUUCAGGGGCAUUAUCUGUAAUAAUGUGCAGACUGUACAUUAUAUACCUGGUAUUUAUUAAAACCAAAAGGAAAAAAAAAAUCUUAUUUAUAUAAAUAGAAAUCGAUGUAACCUAGACAUAUCCGCAUUUCGAUUCUCGAGUCAUAGUUUGUACCAAGGGUAUCCGGAAAGAGGGUCAAAAAAGUCAAGAUGGUGGCAAGGACCAAGCAAUCGUAGCCCCACCCAUUUAAAAAGAGGUGGGGCUUUGAUCUCUCCGUCGCUGCCACCAUUUUGAAUUUUUUAGUCCUGUUUCUAGCAGAUCUCCAAACCCUUUUCACAAAGAUUUUCCUCCAAAAGGGAGAAAAGUUUUCUUCCAUUAUUCUAAGGAAAAUCCAUUUUUAUCAUUUCAAAAGACUGCAGGUUUGCUUCAUUCAAAAUCAGGCCAAUCUUCUCUCUAGAACUCCCUAAAAUAUUUUAUUUGUCCGUUUUCUUUACCUUUAUUUUGUCUCUGUGUAUAUAUAGUCUUGCUGUUUAUUGCUGCAUAUAGCCUCGUUCCCAAAACUCCCAGCCUCCCUCACUGCCUCAUUCAACCCUCCUCUAUCCGAACUUUCUGCUUCAACAAGACUUCAAUAAUAGUUCUCUUCUGAUUUAAGCAAAUAUUCCUUUUUGAUUCCUCUGUCUCCUUGGGGACGAACAUAACAGGUAGUCCUUGACUUACAACCCAUUCAUUUAGUGACCAAAGUUAUAACAACACUGAACAAAGUGAUUUAUGACCAGUUCUCAUUCUUAUGACCAUUGCAGCAUCCCCAGGGUCAUACGAUCAAAAUUCAGGGGUUUGGUAGCUAUCAUAUAUUUACAAUAAUUGCAACAUCCCGGGGUCAUGUGAUCGCCAUAUGUGACCUUCCCACCCAGCUUCUGGCAACGGGGGAAUCUGGAUUUGCUUAACAAUUUGCUUAAAAGGAGCCUUGAUAGUACAGUGGUUUAAUGCACCCUGUUAUUAACACAGCUGCCUGCAAUUUCUGCUGGUUCGAAUCUCUCCAAGGCUCAAGGUUGACUCAGCCUUCCAUCCUUUCUAAGGUAGGUGAAAUGAGGACCCAGUUUAUGGGGGCAAUAAGCUGACUUUGUAUAAAUAUACAAAAGUAUGAAGGCUAUUGCUUAACGCAUUGUAAGCCGCCCUGAGUCUCUGGAGAAGGGCGGCAUCUAAAUCAAAUUAAAAAAAAAACCAAAAAACCCCCCCGCAAGAGUCACUUAACAAUUUUUAUAACAACUGUGGCAGGAAAAGGUUGAAAAUCAGGUGUAACUCGCAUAACGACCAUCUUGCAUAGCAAUGAAAAUUUGGUCCCGAUUGUGGUUGUAAGUCGAGAACUACCUCUAUAGUCUUAUACGUCUCCAUUCUGAAAAUUGGAAAGCUUAUAAAUAUUCCAAGUAACAGGAGUUCGUUGUGUAAAUAGAGUAUGUGUGUGUAAUUGGGAGGUAUCACGCUGAUGAUAGCCAGUUUUCAAUCAAUUUUAUCUAUAUAUCCAUUUUAAAUUCGUCAUCUGCUUUACUGUGUGUUGUAAAAUGUGUACAUAGCCUCCUUUCACUGACAGCACGAUCUUCCAGAAGUAUUAUUCUUUUUCUUUAUGUGUUUAAAAUAGGCAAUUUCUCAAUUUUUGUAUGCUCGAGUCCCUGAUUUUUUAUUUUUGGGUUCCUUCAAGUCAGUCUUGCCAAUACCUAGAAAAGUCUCUACAUUUUCCUUGGAAAAAUUUCAAAAGUGGUUUGCCAUUGCCUUCUUCUUAGGGCUCAAUUAGAAUGACUGGCCCAAGAUUGCCCAGCUGGCUUUUUUGUCUAAGGUGGGAGUAGAACUCCUGGUUUCUAGCCUGGUACCUUAACAGGUAGAUCAAACUGGCUAUCUGAUAUUUUUUACACCUCUUCAUUUAUCAGAUAUAACUCUAGAAUAGGUGUGUCCAACUUUGACAAAUUUAAGACCUGUGGACUACAACCCCCAGAAUUCCCCAGCCAGCUUAAUAAUUGUGGCAUUUGCUUAACAACCACUGCCAAAAAAGUUCAUAAAAUCAUUUGAAGUCUUUACUAUACAGAACUUAAACCAAGAAUAAGCCUUUUUGCUGAAUUUGAACAAUUAAGAGAAAACUAAAAAAAAAAAAAUUGGGGGGAAAUGGCCUUGCCUUGUCUUUUUGUUCUCUUUAUUUCCUUUUACUUUUUUUGACUGAAGGGGAAAGAACUGAGGUUCUGCAAAUAAGGAAUGGUUGGCUGGCAAUCUCCAUUUUCCCCCAAACCCCAAAUGAGAUUGUUUUAUAACAUUCAGAGCAAAACAAUUGAAGAGUCAGGAGGAGCCCUAAUAAAUUUGUUCUUUCCAUUCCUCUGAA